Molecule: messenger RNA, 420 nt
Organism: Pseudocercospora fijiensis CIRAD86
Lineage: Eukaryota; Fungi; Ascomycota; Dothideomycetes; Mycosphaerellales; Mycosphaerellaceae
Exons: 1
Source: RefSeq, a predicted model, not a curated record
ACUGUUUCGCAAUUGCAUACAGCUCUGGCCAAUGCCAAUUCCCGCAUCGCUUCUCUCGAGCGUUCAUACCAGGAGCAAUUCCGCCUACAGCAAAUGUACGAGGAAACUCUUCAAGAUACCACGGCACGCAUCCGACAGUACUGCUUCGAGCAGCAGAACCAUAUCAUCGCCCUGCAUCAGCAUUAUACCCAGCUUCUGUCGCAGAGUAGGAGCGAGACAGUCGAGGCACAGCUGACUCACCAGGCAUGGCAGGCUGGCUUGCAGAGGUUGAGUGAGGGCGUGAGAGCGGCAAUGAAGGCCAGAGACGAUGAGGGCAUGCCUUACAAGAAGCGCAUUGCCGCGUUGAAGGAGGAAAACAGAGUUUUGCGACAGAAAGUGGGAUGGGAGCCGCUGAUGGACAGUGAUGAAGAGGAAAGUGUC